Temnothorax curvispinosus is the source of this 2794-nucleotide messenger RNA. RefSeq names its product WD and tetratricopeptide repeats protein 1 (gene adp). Gene Ontology annotation, molecular function: protein binding. The transcript is spliced from 14 exons. Lineage: Eukaryota; Metazoa; Arthropoda; Insecta; Hymenoptera; Formicidae. Gene Ontology annotation, biological process: negative regulation of fatty acid biosynthetic process. The record is from RefSeq and is a predicted model, not a curated record. Gene Ontology annotation, cellular component: Cul4-RING E3 ubiquitin ligase complex; cytoplasm. Bases 434 to 2446 code for a protein of 670 amino acids.
CACGUUACUGUUGCAAUGGCCAAUCAGACUUCUGUUUUUCUGGAAAUAACAAUACGUAGUGGAAGAUGAUUGGCUACUGCGUUGUUUCACACGUAUAUACCGAGAUGUAUGUGCGUAUGUUUGUAUCUCUUUCUUUCCCCCGCCCCUCUCCUUUCUCCUUCUUCCCUCUUCCAUCACUUCUCCUUUUAUUAUACUUUCUAGAGUAUUUUAUAUCCAUAUUCCAACGAAAAGUAAUAAGGCUUUAUAGCUUCUUAUGAUGCCCUUCACCUUAUAUUGUGCAUUUAAUCAUGCGAGGAACAAAUAAUCGGAUAAAAUGUACGAAUCGAUCUGUGGUGCAAAAUUUAUCCGCAAAGAGCUUUAAAUGAACGAGGAAUAUUACGUUAACGUGUGCCACAAUACAUAUAUAUAAAUAAACGGAAUAUUUUCCAUUAAAAUGUUUCCUAGUAUCCAGAAGAAGGACUGUAGAGUCCUGGAUUUAGUACGUCAAAGAGAGAUACAAGAUUCAGUGACACAUACAAUUCUACAAAAGCUGCAUGUUACUGAAAACUUAAUAUCACGUCUUGGUUUGGAAAAGGAAUUGAAUGGUCACUCGGGAUGCGUCAAUUGUUUAGAAUGGAAUGAAAGUGGACAAGUCCUCGCAUCGGCAUCGGAUGACAAAGACAUUAUAUUGUGGGACCCUUUUCGUUAUGAAAAAAAAUUGGUACUUCAUUCGGGCCAUCGUGGAAAUAUUUUCUCUGUAAAGUUUAUGCCAAAAUCAAAUGACAGUGUACUGGUGUCAGGUGCGGCGGAUUGCAGGAUUCGGGUGCACGAUCUCAUGCUCUCCGAACCGAUAUUCACAUGUAAAUGCCACAAGCAGCGUAUCAAGCGUAUCGCUACCGCUCCCAGUAUACCAUUUUUAUUUUGGAGCGCGGGCGAGGAUGGUCUCUUUUUGCAAUAUGACAUUCGUACGCCACACGUAUGCAAGAGUACGGAUCACAGCGUACUCGUGAAUCUGGUAUACCAUACGGGUUGUUACGCAGAGGGCAAAUGCAUCGCUGUAAACCCGAGGAGACCCGAACUGAUAGCCAUCGGCGCUAACGACGCUUACAUUCGGAUGUAUGAUCGACGAAUGAUAAAACUCUCGCAGGUUCCACCAUCUCCCUCCAUACAUGAUACGUCGAAUGGGGCAAAUAUCAGCACAUAUCGAGCAGGCAAAGGUGAUCCGGAUGAUAAUAUUCCACUGGGUAGCGCGCAGUACUUUAUCGCGGGUCAUCUCCGCUCUCGUGACGGUACCAGGAGUAUUACGACCACCUAUUUGACAUUCAGUGACGAUGGAAAUGAGCUACUUGUGAACAUGGGUGGAGAACAGAUUUACCUGUUCGACAUCAACGAUCCGAACAAUUCGAAAACAUUUUUCGGUUCAUCAUGGAAAUAUCCAGGAUCGUUUGAGCGAGAUCAAAAACUUGAUGAGUCGUGCGUGAAACAGAACGACGUAGAUGAUACGGGAGAUUUUGUAGACAAAAAUGUUAAGGUAUUGCCACCGCAUGUUGAAGAAAUAAAGCGCCUAGCAAACGAGGGUUUUGAGCAACAGAAAUAUUCACUAGCGAUUAAUUUGUAUAAUAAAGCGAUCUCAAACUGUCCAACGGCAGCGGUAUUGUUCGCUAAUCGAGCAGCUGCUUAUAUGAAACGCGCUUGGGAUGGCGAUAUUUACGCUGCUUUACGUGAUUGCAAGACAACAUUGCUUCUCGAUCCAGAACACGUGAAAGCUCAUUUUAGAUUGGCACGUUGCUUGUUUGAUUUAAAUCGAUCGAUUGAAGCUGAUAAGGUGCUCAAGAAUUUUCAACAAAAAUUUCCAGAAUAUGCGUCCAAUUCAGCAUGCAGAGCAUUGAAGAUGGACAUAAAAGAAGCUAUCGAUGCCGGUAAAGAUAUCACGCAAACCAGGCAGACAUUUCUUCCGCUAUCGGAGUAUGAGCAAGAAUGGAGACGCAAUACGAUCGACUACAAAAUGAGAUUUUGUGGUCAUUGUAAUACUACGACCGACAUAAAAGAGGCAAAUUUCUUUGGAAACAAUGGUCAAUAUAUAGUGGCUGGAUCGGAUGAUGGUUCCUUUUUUAUUUGGGAUCGUAAUACUACCAAUAUCGUACGCGUGUUGCGAGGAGAUGAAAGAAUCGUUAAUUGCUUACAACCACACCCAUCUAUGUGCUUGUUAGCUACCAGCGGCAUUGAUCCAGUAAUCAGAUUGUGGAGUCCAUGGCCAGAGGAUGGUAGUGUGAAUGAAAGAGAAAUUCAGAAUCUAGAUGACGCCGCGUCAGCCAAUCAAAUACGCAUGAACAGUGAUCCAUUUGAAUUAAUGCUCAUGAACAUGGGAUACAGAUUUCCCGUUCCCCAGCACGAAUUUAGCGACGAGGACAGUGAGGACCAGCAUGAUCAACCAAUAGCACCAGCUUUAAAUUGUAGACCAAGCUAAAUUUUGCAAGAGACACACACACACACAGAGAAAGGAUUACGUAUUAACAGUGGCUAGAUACGUGAGAAUUUAUCUCAACAUGCGUAUUAUAAUCUGUCACACUGUUAUUUCAAUCUUAAUUAUUUAUUUUCUUCUUUCACGGACAUGUCUCGAAGCACUUUUGUUGUAUAAUAAUCUAUCAAGCCAAAGCAUCUUGACAAGAUCAAGGGCGAAAUAGAAUCUUAUUUGCCAGGCGUUGUGGAUAUAUAUUGUUAAGAAAUGCGAAAAACUUGAACAAGAAUUAUUAUAUUUCAAGAUUCUUAUAAGAUGUAGUUAAUAAUAUAUCAUGUUAUAUCUCUUUGUAUAAAA